ACGGGCGGGAACUUGAAAUCGAAAUUUGGAUCCUCCGAAAGCGUAUAAAUACCGCAGUUUGGCGGGAUAAUAAUCAUAACUCGGGAUCAGAACUGUCGUCACGUAAAUUCGACAGUGGAGGACUCUAGAGAGAUACAAAUCAAAACUUGGCACUACCAUUAAUCAUUGGAUGAAGAAAAUGGACGAACACUCAAAUAGUUGUGUUGCAGAGAGUUCAAGGGAACCUGACAUGGUACUCUAUGACCAUCAAUCAGAAGGAGAACUUCCUACCCAAGUCCAGACUCCACUGGACAUCAAGAACCUUGGCGAUCCUCCUCCACCACGCCCAGGCAUCAAUACUGAAGAGACUGUUGGAGCUACUACAGAAGGGACAGGUCCUGGAGCUCAAGCCCCAGACCAAGAUAUCGCUGAUAUUUGCAUUCCACCAAGUGGCGAUCCAUCUCUUCAGGAUGGUAGCUAUAUAGAGGAAGAGGACCCUUCUCCGCCCCAUAGCCUCUCUUCCCUAAAUGAUAAUGUUACAUAUCUACCUCCUGCAGGUGAUGCAGGAGGUGAUAUCUUUACCCAGAUAUUGUUUCGACCAAAGAACCUCUCUUCCAAUAAGGAUGAAGUUCGUUUUUUCGAUCCAUCUCUUCAUGAUAAAAGCAUUGAAGAGGAAGGGGAGAUUUCUCUGCCCCUUAGCCUCUCUUCCCUAGAUGAAGAGGUUACGUAUCAGCCUCCUGCAAAUAAUACAGGAGAUGAUAGCGGUUAUCACGAGUUUAAUGCUAUGGGUAUGGAAAGGGAGAAUAUAAAAUAUGAUGAGGGGGAGGAGAUAUUUUCUCGUCCAAAGAGCCUCUCUUCCAAUGAGGAUGGAGUUCUUUCUCGAGCACCUGACGAGUUAUAUCAGGUCAGAAGCACCUCUAAAAUCGACAGUACUGUUAUGAUGUAAAGAAAGAGAAUUCUGAAAUUAAGAAAGAAAAUUCUGCACUUAAAAGAGAGAUUGAUCGACUUAAGAUCGAAAUGUCUAAGCUUAAACAGGCAGGUCGCGAAGAUCUCAUUGAUCAUAAAGCUUUGAGAAGUGAUACAACUUCCUUUCAAAAGGAAGUCAUGUCACCGAAAGCAGCUCUGAAUGCAUCUGUUUUUCAGGCUGAUGAUAUGGCACAGUUGGCUACACAGGAGGAGUAGGAAUCCUCGAAGAAUACAUUGACCACAGAGGUGCAGAGUAUGUUAAGCUUAUAGCAUACCAGUUUGUCAAAUAUGAAUGCAAGCUUGAUCUCUUUGCAAAGUAAAUGAAUUGAGAGUUGAGUUGUCAAUAAAUCGAUAAAUAAUCAGACGAUGCA
Molecule: messenger RNA, 1316 nt
Organism: Strongylocentrotus purpuratus (purple sea urchin)
Lineage: Eukaryota; Metazoa; Echinodermata; Echinoidea; Camarodonta; Strongylocentrotidae
Exons: 3
Coding region: 170-925 (251 amino acids)
Source: RefSeq, a predicted model, not a curated record